UCCACAUUGAACCCAGGAAAAGUCAGGAAAACCCGCCCGUGGGUCGCGGAACGCCGUCCGUGUUUUCCGAGCUGUUACUUCCCCGCGGCUCACCGGAGCGCCGCUCAACUUGUGACCGACUCUUGGCUGCUCGGAGGCGGCAGAGGAGCGUUGCUGCGCCGGGGGGGACGCCUCGCUGCGUUAUGGAGCACAGCCACUGACCGGAUCUGGGAUUAUUUCUCUCGGAUUACCCCUGUAAUUGCCCUGGUUUGGCGCGGCUUUACCUUCUUAUGUAGUGGGGAUAUAAUAACAGCUGGAAAAUGCCUGGGAAAACCAAGUACAACCUGGUGGAUGAUGGGCACGAUCUGAGGAUCCCGUUGCACAACGAGGAAGCGUUCCAACAUGGGAUCAACUUCGAGGCAAAGUACAUCGGCAGUCUGGAUGUGACGCGUCCGAGCAGCCGAGUGGAGAUAGUUGCUGCCAUGAGGCGGAUCAGGUAUGAAUUCAAGGUUAAAAACAUCAAGAAGAAGAAAGUCCACAUCGUGGUAUCUGUUGAUGGCGUCAAGGUUACCUUGAGGAAAAAGAAAAAAAAGAAAGAGUGGACAUGGGAUGAAAGUAAGAUGAUGGUGAUGCAAGACCCCAUCUACAGGAUAUUCUAUGUUUCCCACGACUCACAGGAUCUAAAGAUCUUCAGCUACAUCGCCAGAGAUGGACAGAGCAAUGUCUUCCGCUGCAACGUCUUCAAGUCCAAAAAGAAGAGUCAGGCCAUGCGUAUCGUCCGGACGGUCGGCCAGGCCUUCGAGGUUUGCCACAAACUGAGUCUGCAACACACCCAGCAAAGCACAGGACAGGAAGACUGCAAGAGUGACAAGAACGGCAACGACCUGUCAAUUGGAGCCCGAGAGCCAACAGAUGGGGAGAAGACGGUGAGCGUCGCCGAGGAGACCGACAUCGAUGCAGAAGAGGUGGUUCAGGUGCCGGCAGGCGAGGACUUGAACCUCAACAGAGGAGUGACGGAUCUCGACGCCACGGCCAAGACGCCCGACCUAAACCUGACGGAAAACAAGGCUUCAGAGGAGGCGUCUCUGCUGGUGUCCAGCCCCAGGAUGCUGCUCCCGGCAUCGAGCGCGCUCCCGCCCGGCGCGCCCCUAUCCGUCUACCACCAGAUGCAACUGCUGCAGCAGCAGCUCCAGCAGCAGCAGCAGCAGACGCAGGUGGCUGUAGCACAGGUCCACCUGCUGAAGGACCAGCUGAGUGCCGAGGCCACGGCUCGGCUGGAGGCCCAGGCUCGAGUCCAUCAGCUGCUGCUGCAGAACAAAGACCUGCUGCAGCACAUCUCCCUGCUGGUUAAACAAAUCCAGGAGCUGGAAACCAAGAUGGCUGGACCAAAUUCCAUGGGCUCUCAGGACAGUUUGUUGGAGAUCACCUUCCGGUCCACGGUGCCUCCAGUGAUCUGUGACUCGACCACGCCCAAACCCCAAGUGUCGGACGUCAACCUGCCUCCAUUUGGCGCCGGUGAUGGGACCAGCAACGCCUUUUCUUCUUCCAACGGGGCUCUUGGGAGCCCACUAGGUAGGGACCAAUGUCUACUCAAACUGGAGUGUUUCCGUUUUCUCCCGGGACCCCCGGGGCCUCCACUUCCUCAGCUCCCCUCACCUUCCCCGCCAUUCAAGACUAACUGGCCGGAGACUAAAGGGCAAGACGUGCCCAUCGCUCCAGCAAACUUCUUGUCCAGAGAAGUCAAACCUUUAUGCAGCAUGGAGUUCGCCAGGUUUCGUGAGUCCGGCAUCGCCUCAGAGUACGAGUCGAAUACAGACGACAGUGACGACAGGGAAGACGAGGGGGAGGAUGAGGAUGAGGACAUGGAAAUCUUUGGCUGGGGGACAGAUGAGGAGACAGUGAUGCUGCUCAAUGUUCUCAACAAGCAGGGAGCUCCCGACUGUCUGGGAGAUGAAAUAGCUGUGUAG
Nematolebias whitei (Rio pearlfish) is the source of this 1946-nucleotide messenger RNA. RefSeq names its product nitric oxide synthase 1 (neuronal) adaptor protein a (gene nos1apa). NCBI's taxonomy places the organism in Eukaryota, Metazoa, Chordata, Actinopteri, Cyprinodontiformes, Rivulidae. Bases 300 to 1946 code for a protein of 548 amino acids. The record is from RefSeq and is a predicted model, not a curated record. The transcript is spliced from 10 exons. Gene Ontology annotation, molecular function: nitric-oxide synthase binding.